This is a messenger RNA of Drosophila simulans, 759 nucleotides long. RefSeq lists its product as uncharacterized. Gene Ontology annotation, molecular function: chromatin binding. The coding region runs from base 1 to 759 and encodes 252 amino acids. NCBI's taxonomy places the organism in Eukaryota, Metazoa, Arthropoda, Insecta, Diptera, Drosophilidae. The record is from RefSeq and is a predicted model, not a curated record. Gene Ontology annotation, cellular component: pericentric heterochromatin. The transcript has a single exon. Gene Ontology annotation, biological process: negative regulation of transcription by RNA polymerase II; chromatin organization.
AUGCGCAACCCACAGCGGAGAAACACGGUGGACAGCCAGAAGUAUGUGGUGGAGAAGAUCGUUGGAAAGCGCAUCGUAAAAGGUCGUCUGCAGUUUCGUGUCAAGUGGAUGCACUAUCCGAUGAAAGCGAGCACAUGGGAGCCAGUGGAAGCAUUGGGCCACCUCUCGCGCUUGCUGGCCGAUUAUGAGGCGAGGCAGUACAAGCGCUUCCGGAAGAAGCUGGCCAAGGCGGCAAAGGGCCCCAAAUCGCGAGCCAAAAGCAAGGCUAAGAGCGCCGCCCGUCGACGCCAAUCGCGCCACGUGCCCAGUGGCCAAGCAGCAACAUCGGCUACAUCGGGCUCGGCCGCAGCGGGCCAAGGAGCAAAUGGGGAACGCGGCAGUAAUGAGCAAUCAUCAGGGAGUUCGGUGGUAGCUCGAGGAGUUGGUCUCGCGCAUGAGCGCAAGCGUGUCGAUCCGCUGGCUGUGGAGCAGCCAAGGAUCGAGGGCGUGCAGCAUCCACGCACUUCACGCGGCACAUCCGCGCAGGUACCGAACUGGAAAAUGGAGCCGUACAGGGGGUCCUUCGGUUUGGCGCGUGGCCUGGAGCUGGAAAAGGUGCACCACUGCUUCUUUGUUCGCAGGCAGCUCUUCAUGUUCGUCACCUGGGUGGGACACCCCACGAUGGACGCGGUGCUGCUUAGCGACAUACGACACGCAUAUCCGAUGCCAAUAAUUAAAUACUUUCAAAAUUUGGCCUUCCCAAAUUACAAAGAUGCCUGA